CCGAAACCGAAACCGAAACCGAAACCGAAGCCGAAAGAGAGACAGAAUCAGCUGUGUUAGAAUUUUCGGUUUGGACCCCUCCAGAUUCAGCCUUCUCCAAUUUUCGUUAAAUUCUCCGAUUGACUUCUGCGGGGACCUGUUUCUACUUCCUAUGAGCAUCGUGCCGGCUCUGUUUUUCCCUGUCCAUCUGCGCCCUUCGAUUUCCCCCGCCUGAGAUUUUCUAGGGUUCAAUUGAUCUGGUCCCUUGAAUUUGGCAAUCAGCGGAGCAAAAGCUGGAACUGGAAUGGCACACAAAAUUGACCAUGAAUAUGAUUAUCUCUUCAAGAUCGUGCUUAUUGGUGACUCCGGCGUUGGAAAAUCCAACAUACUGUCGAGAUUUACGCGGAACGAGUUCUCCUUAGAUUCCAAAUCCACGAUCGGUGUGGAAUUCGCCACGAAAACGCUUCAGAUUGAAGGGAAGACGGUGAAAGCACAGAUAUGGGACACUGCCGGUCAAGAAAGAUACAGAGCCAUCACCAGUGCCUACUACCGUGGCGCCGUUGGAGCCUUUCUUGUUUACGACAUCACUAAAAGACAAACUUUUGAUAACAUCCAGAGGUGGCUGCGUGAGCUGCGAGACCACGCGGACUCCAACAUUGUCAUCAUGAUGGCUGGCAACAAAUCCGAUCUCAAGCACCUAAGAUCUAUUUCCACUGAGGAUGCACAGCUGAUGGCCGAGAAAGAAGGGCUCUCGUUUCUGGAAACUUCAGCAUUGGAAGCAAGCAAUAUAGACAAAGCUUUUGAAACGAUACUGACUGAGAUUUUCCGCAUCGUGAGCAAGAAGGCCCUCGCCGCACAAGAGGCGGCCGCCUUGGCUGGGCCUCGUAUUCAGGGAACGACCAUCAAUGUUUCUGAUUCCAGUGGCGGUGCUAAGUACUCCUGCUGCUCCACUUAACUUGAUUUGUUGGCGGUGCUGUGCAGGUAGAUUUCUUUUUCACGGUGUGGAGUUAAAGCAAAAUUUUUCUGCAAUUUAUACAUAUGAAAAGGGUAGAGGUAUAUUUGUUUCAAGGCAUCUAAUGAACAUUAUCGAUACAACAUGAACUUUAAUAGCGUGGUUUUAUUAAUUUGGUCCAAGUGGAAAGUAGCUAUGUGAUAAAGAUUGCGAUUUCUUUUUUGCUGUUAACAUCCUAUAUUUUGGCUUAGUUGUAUUUGGAUGCAUGGCA
This is a messenger RNA of Phalaenopsis equestris, 1202 nucleotides long. Its product is annotated as ras-related protein Rab11C. The coding region runs from base 284 to 934 and encodes 216 amino acids. The record is from RefSeq and is a predicted model, not a curated record. NCBI's taxonomy places the organism in Eukaryota, Viridiplantae, Streptophyta, Magnoliopsida, Asparagales, Orchidaceae. Gene Ontology annotation, molecular function: GTPase activity; GTP binding. Gene Ontology annotation, cellular component: endosome. The transcript is spliced from 3 exons.